AUGAUGACGAUGACUGGCCGUGUGCUGCUGGUGUGUGCCCUCUGCGUGCUGUGGUGCGGUGCCUGCGGUGGUGAACGAUCUGAAACAACUCCAGGUUCUUCGGGUAAUCCGUCCGAAAAUGAUCCUAAAAAAGAAAAAGUGGCCGUCGUUGGCGCUGAAGGAGGUGACGAAAGCGGUAAACCGGCAGCGCCACAAGCACCAGCAUCACCAACGGGGUCAGGAUCACCGGAAGCGGCACCGGGCCCGUCACCGGCAACAAAACCCGAAGGAGAAGCAUCAGUAACGGCAAGUCCAACGACGGAAAACAAGGGUGGAAAUACAGAAGGUAAAAAGGAGGAAGAGGAAGAGGAGAAACAACAAGAAGACGAAGAGGAAGAAGUGGAAGAGGAGGAAGACGAAGAGGAAGAGGAGGAAGAGGAAGGGGAAGAAGGGGAGGAAGAGGAUGAUACGAGAGAGAAUGAAGAGGAAGAAACAAAGAAAGAAGGAGCUAUUACCGGCACCACAGAGGGGAUCUCAGCAGGCGGUGGAGAGCAGCCAAGUUCAUCUUCUGCUGCAGAGGGAGCAUCGAAUAUAACAAAUCCCAACAGCACACCAACAACUGGAGACGAUGAUCCAGCAGCUGAUGGUGCAGGGACAAGAGAAGAAAAACAAAGUGAAAAUAAAGAUGCCAAUCCGAAAGAAACACCAGUGACGGCCGCAGCCAUGAAAACUGGCACAGCGACGCCUGGCGACAGUGACGGCAGCACCGCGGUCUCCCACACCACCUCCCCUCUUUUGCUUCUUCUUAUUGUUGCUUUUGUGGCUGCUGCUGCGGUGGCCGCGUGA
Molecule: messenger RNA, 825 nt
Organism: Trypanosoma cruzi
Lineage: Eukaryota; Euglenozoa; Kinetoplastea; Trypanosomatida; Trypanosomatidae
Product: mucin-associated surface protein (MASP), putative
Exons: 1
Coding region: 1-825 (274 amino acids)
Source: RefSeq, a predicted model, not a curated record